UCCCAGUAUUCCGAACACGUUGCGACUCGUAAAGUUUUGAAAAUUCAAUAAUGCUAGCGUCCAGUUACCUCAAGACGUAAAAAAUCAUCAGUCAUUUCAUAAUUAAUUGAUCGGAAUUACCCAUCGACAUUUAUGAACACAGAAUGGAGCCCGCAGCCCAAGAAUCAGUGGAAGAGUACUUCACAAAGAUCCGGGAAUGGUUGAACGCGCGCAGAGACUUCAAUUACACAGACGUGUACUCGCCCUUGUGCGGCGACGAGGAGCGAAUAAGCCUGACGAUUGCAAUCCUGGCGGAUCACGGUCUCCUGGGGCUGAAUACAUCGAAUGAGGAAUCCUCCUACGGCCUAACGAAGGACUUGGGAUUCGCCCAGGUGCAGGGUACAGGAGCCGAGGAGCUGAUGAGACGAAACAAAUCGAACCAGAGGAACAUGGUGAUGGAGUUGUGCACCUUGGCGAUAAUAUACGCCCCGGUGGACUCGAAGGAGCUGUCGAUGGCAUACGGACGUAGGGCUGAGGCACUCCUGAGGUUUCGCCUCUUCGAGGACUGCGUAAAAGACGUCGACAGAGCCAUCGCCCUGGCGUACCCCCCAGACCUCACCCCGAAGCUUUUCCUCGUCAAGACGAGGGCUCUCGUCGGUCUCUAUGGCCCCGACAGCAUCAUCGUGGAGAAGGCCAUCGAGGAGACCAAAGAAAUUACCAAGGACUUGCCUGGGUACAGAAGAGCACCCAUCACUCACGCCCUUAAUCAAAUCAGUGUCACAAAACGACUCGAACCUUUCCCUUUGUGGAAUGACGAGGGACAUCUGCCCAAAUUAUCCGCAGGACGAAUGAACAAUUUGGAAAUUCCAGACGCCUCCGAUGCCAUCGCCAUUAGGUACUCCGGGAAGUACGGGAGGCACAUCGUGGCCACCAGGGACAUCGACGUUGGCGAGGUGCUGGCUGUCCAGACCCCCUACAUUGCUGUUCUCGAGCUCAGUCGGAGAAGAUCCAAUUGCUGGUACUGCUUGUCUCAGACUUGGUCCGGUGUUCCCUGUGAUAAAUGUGUCAAUGUCCUCUUCUGCUCGGAAAAGUGCAAAUCCAGAGCCUGGGAGGAGUUUCACGACGUCGAGUGCCACGUUCUGGGACUCAUCAUCGCUGAGAAGAUGGAUGUUACUGCUGUCAUAAGCACCAGGCUCCUCAUCAAGGGUUGGAGGGAGGCUGGUGGAUGGGAGAACCUCAGACAGAUGAUGGAGGAGAUUGAAUCCAACUCAGACUUGAGGACCAAGGGAUUCACCUCGAACAUUCUCGACAGCUCAAAAUACUCCAGUGUUAUUACCCUGUCGACUUGCGCAGAGAAACGAUCAAUGGAGGAUCUCUUCAGGCUGUCAGUAGGUGCAGCCACUCUGACAUACAUUUUAGCCACGAUGACGAAUAUUUUUGGUGAUAAAUUGCCCGGAGAGCGGGACAUACUCCUAGGCCAUCCGUGGGUCAUCUUCGCUGGCGCAAUGAUUCUGAAGCACACGCAGAUUCACUCAGUGAACUCUCAAAUGUUUUGCGAAUGGGAUCCUAAGGAGAGUACCUCGUGGACACGUGCAAUGGCCCUGAUUCCCCUCUAUGGACUGAUCAAUCACAGCUGUGAUAAUUCCGUUAAUUACACAUCCCAUGGGAGAUACAUGGCACUGCACACGAUUCGUCCAAUUAAACAGGGCGAGCAGAUAUUCGAUCAUCGAGGUGUGUCCUUUGCGAGGAUACCCAGGUUGGAACGAAAGGCCCAGAGGAGACAGCGAUUCUAUUUUAUCUGCAACUGCCAGGCCUGCGAGGAAGAUUGGCCCCUCUACAACGAUCUACCCUCCUUCUCGGAGAAGAGCCUCCCCCAGGCGGUCAUCAACACUCUCGAUAAGACAAUGUGCUCCCAAAAUGUCUUCAUGAAUACCUACUCUGUCAUGGGAAAUGAUUCCGUCAAUCCACUAUAUAUUACCACUCUCAUUCAAAACCUCAGGGUACUUUACAAAUAUGUGCAGCAACCCUGCAGAGAGAUUGAAGAGAUCAUCAGGGCUCUCGAGCACAUCUGGCUGCAGACAGGUAGUCGUUGCCAGUCUCUUGAUCGUUGAUUAUUAUUAAAGCGUCAUCAUUACAAAACAAAAACAAACGUCCAAAGUUUUGAUACGGUUCCUCCAGUUAAUUUCGUGUUUUGUACUCAGGAAAUAGUUUUCUCAAUAGCUAUAGUAUUGAGGAGUGAGUCAGAGAGUUUAUUGAAGUAUAGGGUAAUUGUUUGUGGAGAUAUUGUAGAAGCUAUUUUAUAUUAUCUAUAAUUCAGUUGAUGUUUAGAUUUGUUCAAUUAUUUUUUUUCUUUCUCGUGUUAUGAUUGGUAUAUCACUAAACGAUAAUUCGUAUCUGUGGGAUGACUCCUCAGUCCUUGAUACGAAUAAUCUUAAAAGUAUUAAUUACAAAAGUAUUAGAUAAUUACAUAAUCCGUCUUCAUUGCGUUCGUUAUCUCUCAUGGAUUGAAAAGUCGUUGUGAAGAGGGAAUGAGAUAAAGUCAGAAGGAAAAAAUCGACAAAUCUUUAUUCGUUCGUAUAAACAUUACAAAAUUAAUAAUUCAUUUAUAAUUAUUUUGUUACGCAGUGGACGGAUCUCAGUGAUUUGUUAAAUGAUCUUUCAUUUAUUAUAAUAAUAAUCGAUAUCCAUGUGAUAAAAUUCUCAAACUUAUACAUGAAUCUUAUAUUUUUUAAAAU
Fopius arisanus is the source of this 2714-nucleotide messenger RNA. RefSeq names its product SET and MYND domain-containing protein 4-like. The coding region runs from base 144 to 2090 and encodes 648 amino acids. NCBI's taxonomy places the organism in Eukaryota, Metazoa, Arthropoda, Insecta, Hymenoptera, Braconidae. Gene Ontology annotation, molecular function: histone deacetylase binding. The transcript has 3 exons. Gene Ontology annotation, cellular component: nucleus; cytoplasm. The record is from RefSeq and is a predicted model, not a curated record.